GUCACGGUCUGGAUUAGGGCUGCGUCUAGCAACUACUUUCAUUAUAUCUGCCGGUUCUUUUCACAUUGCGAUUUCUCAGAGCCUGAGGUGACGUCUUCACGUGUCUUGUUUUGUCUGACCGACAGUCAAACAGUCAAAGAUUAGUUUACUAUGAUGUAAAACAGAGAAAAACAGUAAAUCAUCACAAUGGAACUGGUGAAUAUUUGGCUUUUUUGCUCAGGAAAAAUGAUUGAAACGUUUCAUCGAUCAUCAGAUAAUUUGCCGAUGAACUUCCUUUCGAUCGAUUAAGUGACUAAUCCUUACUGGCUGCGCGAUAGAAGUACAGACGUGUUUUAAUCUGAACGUCGAGGCCGGCUGCGUUUCUCCCGCAGGACGCUCCAACCCGUCUCUGCGCUGCGUCCUGAUGGCUCUGAACCGGACGCCCCAGCAGGACUCCAGUCAGCUGCCCAGCUGCUCCUGCUCUCCGGUGCAGACGUUCAGCGCCGGCUCGUCCUGUAAACUGCUCACCAAGAACUCCGUCUUCACGAGUCCGGACGGAGGGGGGACGCUUGUCUGUGCCGGGGACGAGGCCUCCAACUCUACCAUGGUGUGGGACGCCGGCAGCGGCUCUCUGCUCCAGAAGCUUCCGGCCGACCUCCCGGUGCUGGACAUCAGUCCGUUCGCCGUGAACGGGGAGCACUUUCUGGCCUCGCUGACGGAGAAGAUGCUGAAGCUCUACAGGUGGGAGUGAACCGGGACCACUCUGUCCUUGACCCAGUCCCACAGCACAAGGAGAGGAUGCAGACUGUGUUGGAAAUCAAAUGCUGCUAAACUUUUAUCUGUAUGUUUACACACAAAGGAGUCUGAUUAGGGAGUGAUGGACCUGUGGAAGCAUUUCAGUUCUUCAUUAUCACUUUUAGUUUCUUUGUUUUUCGACCAGACAUCCACGUUACUGCAGCUGGUGACCUUUGACCUGCACAGAGAGCCAAACCAGGCCUCUGUCAGGUGUGCAUUCAUUAGACACGUUGAGUUUCUGCUGCACCGUCCUCCCACACAAAGCCCUGAGAGCCUUCUACGUUUCCGGUCGGUCUGUCCUCUGAGGUCCCAGUGUUCACAUCAUCCUCUGGGCCGCACCGCUGGAACUGAUGAAGGUGUGAGCGGGUGUUUCAGUCUGAUUGAAGUGGUGUUUGGUGAAGGAAGAGGGUGUCAGCCCUGCAGUUAGAGGACCGACAUACCGGUGUGUUUUGCAAGUCGUCGCUCUUGAACUGUAAAUCAUGUGUAAGUGACAUAGUUGCUGACAUUUUCAGGCUGUACAGUAAAAUGUUAUAAUUUUCUUAAAUGUCCAGCCGCUGGUCUCCAUUUCUGUAUGGUAUGAAAAUGAAUCGACAGACUCGUUGAACCUGUCCGAGUUAUCUGAUCCAUCGCAGUCAACGUCAGCUCUAUUUUCAUUAUCAGUCAAUCUGCUGAUUAGCUUCUCGGUUCAUUCAUUAACAGUUUCCAAGUACCCAAGGUGAUGUCCUCACACAUUUGAUUUGUCUGACCGACGGUCCGGAACCACAAGACGUUCAGUUAUAAUUGCAAAUGACAAAACCUGAGCAAAUUUUCACAUUUUAGGAGCCAAAAAAACUCGUUUCAUCCCCAAACAAGUCCAAGUAGAUUUUUUUAAUGGCUACAUCAUUGUUUGUUCAUUUGAAAGGUAACAGGAAAUGACAGAGAUGUGUUCGAGGGAGUUCAGUAACAGUGUCUCCGUCACGUAGUUUGUCCACCGGAGAGCAGAGAAGUUAACUGUUAGUUUUCCCAACGUAAAAUGGGCCACAACAUCGUCACAAGUCAGUUUAAUAGCUUUAAGAGAGCUUUCUCAAAAAGAUUGGUUUAUAUUCACGGCCGUAAUGUAACCUCACAACGUGAUGUUCCCUGACGUAGAAAACGCAAAUCGAGCAAGAUGCAAGAGUCUGGUGAUCAGUGUUUCUAUCAUACAGAAUUGAGGAGAAGCUGCCUGGAGAGCAAACACAUCCAGGUUCCAGGCAGCCGGUGGUGUCAGGUCAUUUGCAUGAAAUGCCUAAAAACAUUUGACAGCAGGGUGCAGAGCAGAGACUUGUUUGAUGGGAAGAAAAUGAAAAAGCUUCACUGAUUGAAUGACACAGUGCAGCGCCUCUCUGCAGCCGCGUAACUGUAACUGAACUCUCAAACGUCCGAGGAUCCUUGAAUCCACCGUGACUGAGAAGUUAGAAAAUGAUCUGGUUGCAGCAACGUCACCGCUGAGUCUGAGCACGUUUCAUGGAAAAUUGAUCUAAGAACUGAUAGUAUGAGUUGGAAAAUACCCGAAUGAACUGUAAAGGUUCCAUCUUCGUAGACACUGGGCUAAAACAUGCAAAACCACUGGUGGGGUCCUUUACAAUCAUUUGUCCCGGUCUGACCGAAAAUACCAGAUUUCAGGUUUUUCCUCCAGAAUGAGCUCAGCCGUGAGACUGCACGAGGAAAAGACGUUCAUAUUCAAAACUGCCAAAACUGACGCUCAGGUUGGACUGAGGUGUGCGGGUUUCCUGUUGCGAUCCGAAGCUGUGAAAGCGAGCGGUGCCCGUUGCCCCCAGGUCCUCAAGAACCGGUUUUAAAAAUCAGCUAAAAAGACUUUUUAAACUCUGAUCUCGGAUUGAUCCCGGCUGAGUCGAAGUAAAGCAGGACUUCGCCUUCUAACGCUCAAACAUCCGACUCAGAACAACCUCGGCGACCACACGUUUUCAAUUGUUGACGAAAACACAGGCAAAAGAGCAGACGCCCCAACUUGUUGUGUCCCUCCCUCCCUCGAGCGUGUUGGAUAUGGUUCUGGUUUGAACAGAAAGAGGCUCCUCACACAGGCCAUCACCGCGGCUCAUUUACUUCAUCCUCUGUCUGAUUUCAGUCGUUUCUUUUAGUUUCACUCCGCUCUGAACCGGAACAUCAAGUGCCAAAGGACGUGUGACUUUUCUUGUUUUCCUUUCUAAAGAAAGUUGUAUAUAUGUAUAUUUGUUACCAUCUGUUUGAAUACGACUUCAGAGUUAAUAAAGAUUACGAGAUAUUUUUAA
Messenger RNA from Xiphias gladius (swordfish), 3041 nucleotides. Its product is annotated as E3 ubiquitin-protein ligase RFWD3-like. Lineage: Eukaryota; Metazoa; Chordata; Actinopteri; Istiophoriformes; Xiphiidae. The coding region runs from base 404 to 730 and encodes 108 amino acids. The record is from RefSeq and is a predicted model, not a curated record. Gene Ontology annotation, biological process: double-strand break repair via homologous recombination; interstrand cross-link repair; protein ubiquitination. Gene Ontology annotation, cellular component: nucleus; site of double-strand break. The transcript has 2 exons. Gene Ontology annotation, molecular function: ubiquitin protein ligase activity; protein binding.